AUGGGAGAUUUGCGCGUUGAAGUGGAUAUAAAUACUGUUCAAAUUGUCAAGCGACAGUACGCUUUGUACCGUAUCGACCUUACAAUGGUCCGGUCUGGUGGUGAACAGCGCCAAUACCAUGCGUUUCAUAGAUUUUCGGAGUUCAUCAAACUGAGACAAGACUUGGAAAACGAAAUGGGGUCUGAAUUGCCAUAUGAGCUACCGGGAAGAAAUGUUAUCAACGGAUGGCUGAAGAGAACGAAUUCGUGUGACCCUGAUAUUAUUGAACAUCGAAAACGUGAAUUGGGCAGGUUUCUUUACGAUCUCCUCAACGAUUCCUUUGAUUCACGCUGGAAAAAGUCUCCCUACGUGUGUCAUUUUUUGCAGAUACCCAGCAACUGGGCUGACGCAACACUGCGAAGAACAAGUAACGAGAGGGAGGGGGACUCGACGGAGUUUGGAUCAAAACCAAGUCUAAAAGACCCCCAAAAAUGGCUAGAAGAGUUGCGGGAUUGUAAAAUUCUGCUGGCAGAAGCAGUCCGCGAUCGCUCGUCGGCCACCAAGAUAGGCGUCAAACUGCGGCUACGAGUGCAGAACUUGGACAUUUCUUUAAAACAAAUUCAUCAGGAUCAGCUAGUCGGAACGUCUGAAAUAACAAGGCGUCGCAAUUUAUUGAAUGGGUUGAAAACUGAUUUGAACGAAAAACUGGUGGAAAGAGACUCCGAGUGGUUCAAUAGUGUAGACGAUUCCCGUAGCGAGGAGAUUAACGAGAGACCCUUGCAAGGUCGCAAAAUUGGGGAAACGAGUCAGACGUUAGGGCUGAAUGAUCAGGAGCUACUUCAGCUGCACAGAGAUAAAACUAAAAGUCAGGAUCUGGAACUGGAGAAAUUGCGCCAAAUUAUUUUAAGCCAGAAAGAUCUGUCGAUUAGCAUGAACCAGGAAUUAACUCAGCAAAACGAACUACUAGACCUAAUGUCAGGUGAAGUCGACUCUACCGCAAACAAGCUACGGAUGGCUAACAGAGGAGCCAAAAGAGUCAAUGAGGGCUAA
Molecule: messenger RNA, 1029 nt
Organism: Lachancea lanzarotensis
Lineage: Eukaryota; Fungi; Ascomycota; Saccharomycetes; Saccharomycetales; Saccharomycetaceae
Gene: VAM7
Product: LALA0S06e07404g1_1
Exons: 1
Coding region: 1-1029 (342 amino acids)
Molecular function (GO): phosphatidylinositol binding
Source: RefSeq, a predicted model, not a curated record